AUGAAUCAUGACGAGCACUUACAACCGCACCGUCAAGUUGCGGGUAUAAGACGCUAUCGAUCCAAGUCGCAAAGACCAUGCGAUUUGUGUCGCGCUCGAAAGGUGCUAUGCAACAUCCCUGAUCCGACGCGUCCAUGCCAGCUUUGUGAUCGCACCGGACGCGAUUGUACGUUUGUUGGCAAUCCGAAUAAGAAGCCGAGGGAUAGUCGGACAAGGCGGACCGACUCCGAUGGUGGGGGGACUCCGAUUGUUGUACCGCAGCCGGAACAGCCGCUCACGCAGGAUGUUGGUGUGUAUGAGACGCUGCGCAUGCCAGAUGGUGAGAAGAGACCCGAUCUCAAAGAGGUCCAAUCAUCCGUAAUUGAGCCAGGGCUAGAUCUGACCCCGCUAGAUGGCACAGUAUCCCAGUCCAUCUUCUCACCGGGCGGCGGAAUCAACUGGGACCUAUCAUUCGAUCAGCAUGGAAUAGAUGGCGGCGACCAGCCGUUUGACUUCUUCGCCAACGGUGAACUUCCUAAUCUAGAGCCCCUCGAUGAUCCAACGCCCUCAGACGAUUACGGAGACAUUGCCAUCGCCACCCCUGGCAGAACAACGGAACUUCCCGCCAGCCCAAAAGCCCUUUUCGAGCGUCUUUCAUUCGACCAACGGCCAGACCACUCAACAUCACUAAUUGGGUUCUCUAACGAGUCAGAUCCGUUUUCCCUCCACCAUUUUCCGUAUUCGAGUAGUGACGAAGUCGACUUUUAUCGCGUUGCAUAUCGAAGGCAACAGCACCCCCAAGAUCAUGCGUUCCCGGCGAAUCCUCCCAUUCAUUUUUUGCAGAGUCAAACGGGGACUGCUAUCGAAAGCCAAAAGAUUGUCGACAAGUGUAUGUCCUCCCUAGGUGAUCGAGUACAUCUCGACAAAUUGGUCGACCGAGAAACGGGCAUGGCUCUAGUAAAACUCUACUUCAGAUUUGUCUUCGAAUCCCUACCCAUCUUGUCUCGCUCUCUCGUCUUUGAAGACUUGAACAAGUUUGUCGCAGAAGCAUCAACCGGCGUACUAGCAGGUAUCUACGCCCUCGCAUUGCCCUUCACCCCCUGGGACGAAAAGCUCUGUCUCGACAGCGCAUAUUUCAAGCCCAACGUCAAUGAUCUUUGGCAAGUCUCCUACACCUGCCUGCAAAAGGAGCUUCACUUUCCCCGUCUCUCCACAAUCCAGAUAUUCCUUCUCCUUCUCAAUCACACUCCCUUUGACGUAGUCGUCGUCGAGAACCCCUUUGUAUGGUCAUUGGCAGCUUCGAUGCUGGCCAUGGCACAGUCACUUGGCUUGAAUGUCAACUCAACUGGAUGGAGGUUGCCAGCGUGGGAGAUUCGCCUUCGAAGGAGAUUAUGGUGGAGUGUUUUCGUCGAGUAUACUUGGCGAGCAGUGACCCACGGUCGAUCUUCCAUGAUAUCUGACGACGACUGGGAUGUCUCGCCACUUACAUCUGCCGACUUUACUAUUGAUCCUACAGCCAAUCUGCCAGAGAGCAUUCGAGACCAGUCUCUAGACUAUUUCAUCCAUCUGUGCUCACUGACCGAGAUCACAAGUGGUGUUUGUCGACAAUUCUUCUCCCUUCGUGCCGUGUCCCGGCCUCAAGUUCUUGAGUCCCUCCUAGAACAGGCACGCGGUCCCCGCCAGCAGCUACUCAAAUGGCUGGAGGACCUCCCAGAAUCUCUAGCCCUCAGACCAGAGCCGAGUGAUAGUGAUGCAGAUGACUCAGUCAAGAGUCACAGAUCCCUCUACGUUGCGUAUUACACCACGCAUAUUCUCGUUCUACGAGCAUUACUACGUCCAAUCAUUGACAGCAACACUCAGCUCAAUCAUGUACAAUCUUCCGUGGAAACAGUCCUACAGGCAUGUCGUGGCCUCAUCCAAACAGUCAUCAAGUUCAUACGUGGCUUGGAUGCAAGGCACCAAUCGGCAUUCUGGCCCGCAUAUACACGGAACUGUCUAGCAUAUCCCGGACUAUUCUGUUACAUGCUCUGCCUACAGAAGAGGCAGCCUGAAAUGACGUCGUACGACCAGAACCUUCUCGCAACAUGGAGAAAAACUCUGCGUACUCGGAUGCAGUCCUGGCCGUUCCUACGAUUCGCUAUCGUCAAGGUUGACGCUAUUUAUUGGAAGAAGCUGUACCAAGACAAAAACUGA
Molecule: messenger RNA, 2172 nt
Organism: Fusarium redolens
Lineage: Eukaryota; Fungi; Ascomycota; Sordariomycetes; Hypocreales; Nectriaceae
Product: fungal-specific transcription factor domain-containing protein
Exons: 4
Coding region: 1-2172 (723 amino acids)
Biological process (GO): DNA-templated transcription
Cellular component (GO): nucleus
Molecular function (GO): DNA-binding transcription factor activity, RNA polymerase II-specific; zinc ion binding; DNA binding
Source: RefSeq, a predicted model, not a curated record